AGUUGUCGGAAUUACUGGGUCUGAUUUCCAAAGCAACAUAAACGUUCGUCACGCGAUCGCGAUUACGCCGUGUUUUUAUUUUUGUCACAUGACGUACGGCCAUAUGAAAGUGCAGAUGUGCGCGGGGAUCGUUGAGCGAUGAGAGGUGGUGGUGGUGUUAUUUAAACCUCUGAUUUCAUAAACAUGGGGUCUGGGUCAUCUCAAGUCAUUGAUGGCGAUCCGUCUGGCUCCAGUGAAGUCAAAUACGCCGUCCAACGGACCUGGGACCAGCUUGACCAGUCAGCCAGCCAGAGGUUGAAGGGAGACAAGAGACAGGUCAGCCAGAGGUCGGGGUGGAAGAGCAUCCCUGUCUUUGUGUCGUCACGGUUUAAAGAUUUCCAUGCGGAGAGAGAAGUCCUUAUGAAACAGGUUUUCCCAGAUCUGCGUGCUUGGUGCGAGUCCAGGAGGCUGCACCUGGUGGAGUGUGACCUUCGUUGGGGCGUCCCAAAGGACACUGAUUUGGGGGAAACGCUGUGUCUCUGUCUUCAGGAGAUUGAUCGACAUUGCCAUGACAACAUCAUGCCGUUCUUUCUCAAUCUUACAAGCGAGCGCUGCGGAUGGAUCCCUUCCUUUGAUGAUGUUCCUGACACCAUGGUACAGGAGUAUCGCUCCGCACACGGCCUCUCAGCAACCGAGAUAGAGAUACUACACAGAGCUUACCGCACCGACAACCCCAACUCCAUGUUCAUGAUACGCAAGUCAGGGUUCUUAGAAUCCCUUCCGAGGGAAUUCCGAGACGACUUCAUCGAUCCGAACCCCAUCGCUGUACACAAGCUCACGGCACUCCAGAAAAUGAUGAAAGCACGACUGGGGAAUCGUGUACACUGGUAUGACUGCGAAUACGACGGCGUAGAUGAUCGCGGCAAGAUUCAACUCAAGGGGCUCGGCAAAACCUUCUGUAAACCGAUUUUUGAGUUUUUCAAGAAGCGUAUUGAUGACCAGUACCCCCAACAAGACACAGAGUUGGAUCCCUACCAGCUCGCUAGAGAAGCCCAUGAGUCUUUCAUGAAGAACCGUGGUGCCCUGGUGCUGGGACGAAACAGUGCCCUGGAGAAGGUUCAAGACUACGUCACGGAGGUGGGCGUGGACUACCCCUUGGUCAUCCUAGGCGGACCAGGCUCCGGCAAGUCGGCCAUCAUGGCACGCGUGGCCGACAUCGCCUCUAGGUUGGCGGCACUUAAGAAGAUUCCUGGCGGUGGUGAGCAUGGAUGGCAUGUCUUCUUCCACUUUGUCGGUGCUGUUCCGGGAUCAACAGACUUGGAGAAAUGCUUGAAACGACUACUAAUGGAAAUUGGUGCCAUUGAUGAGUCCACCAUUCCAAAGAAGGUAGAAGCAACUUGCCAAGCCACAUACAGCGCCCUUGCCAACCCCAACACAAGACCACUCAUUGUUGUCAUCGAUGCACUCAACCAGUUCGAUGAUGAUACCUCCGCCAACAUCCUGAGCUGGUUGCCCCGUAAGCUAGCCCCGCAGGUACGGGUCAUCCUGUCCAUGAUUGAAGACACGCCACCACACAGAGUGUUGAGGGACCAGGGGCACCGGCCCAAGCAGUACCUGCUCACUCCGCUGGACAUUGAGGCCCGAAAGAGCAUAGUCAGUGACAUUCUAGGAAGGUACAGUAAACGACUGGACGAGGAGCAGAUGGGUAGUCUGAUUGCCAAGGAGUCUUCCCAGAAUCCCCUCUGGCUCUCCAUCGCCUGCGAGGAGCUGCGUAUCUUUGGUCUCUUCAACAAGAUCAACGACAAGAUCAACAGCUUGUCAGAUGGCCUCCUGGAGCUGCUGGAGCAGGUCUUUGAUCGGUUUGAGGAAGAGAACGGAGGCAACCUCCUAGUGGCCACCCUUUGCCUCCUAGAGACCUCCUCCAUGGGGCUCCUGGAGACAGAACUCCUCCAGAUCCUGGGAGAUGAGGAUGACCUCAUGCCUUCAGAGAAAGACAGUGAAGGAGAGAAAGAUGGCGGUUCCAGAGAGAAGAAGGCCAAAGAGAUUGGCCCCCUCCCAGCAGACAAGUGGGCGUCAGUCUACCGUGCCCUCAAGCCUUUCCUCAGACCAUUUGGUGACAGCAGAGAGGGGCGGCUAGAUUUCUACCAUCGAGCCCUCAGCAAGGCUGUCAGAAGAAAAUACUUUCCUUCGAGCGAGGAAGCCAGCAGCUCAUCGCCGCAGCUGUGGUGGCACAGGAAGUUAGCAGACUUCUUCUUUGAGUCAGACAACGUGGAGAGAAAAGUAGAGGAGCUGCCAUUCCAUCUGAUUAAGAUAAAGGACACCAGACGGCUCCGAGAGUUCCUUUGCAACUGGGAAGCUUUUGAUUUUCUCUACGAAGAAAGCUUCAGCAAGAAACUCAUGAAAUACUGGCAUGAGGGUUUUGGGGAAGACUGGCAGAGGCUGAUGUUGCAUGGUUAUGAAGAAGCCCUGCGCAAUCUUCAGAAUGAUCCGACCAUCAGCAGGGAUGUGUUGUCAAGGAGACACGAGGAGAUCACUCGAUUAAUGGUCCAUGCUGGGGCACAUCAAGACUCCUUCAAAUUCCUAAAUACUUGCAUCGCCAUGGAGACAGAGCUGGGUUCACGACCAGAACGGAUGGUAGAGCUCUAUGAUCUAGCAGCAGAUAUCUAUGAUGAUAAAUUGAAGUUGUACCAGUGGAUAGAGAGAUGGCAGAUCAUUGAGCUGCGUCACUUGAUCGACUAUGCCAAGAAAUCAAUCGCCAUCCGCGAGACAAUGCCAGGAAACCUCAAUAAAUUCAAGCUGGGCAGGACUCUCACCCAGCUAGCCUUCAACCUGGAGGCGUGGAUGGAAACGGGGGCAGACAACAAUCUCUCAGGAGAGGAGGCACUGGAGGAAGGGACGAUUCACAUUGAGCGUGCCAUCCAAAUCUUCAAAGAUCUGGGCAACGAUGGAUACUUAGCAGAUGCCACCAUGACCAAAGGAAUCCUUCUGCCAAGGGGAAGUGAGAAACAGUUGGAAGUGUGUAGGGAAGCCUUAGACAUGUGCCUUCAGAUAUACGGCGAGAACAGCGUGCUCAGCUCUCGUAUGUUCCUCAACAUCGGCAUCUUCUACGAGGACAACAGACAAUACCGGACGGCGUGCGAAUGGUUCAUACGCUGGCACAAAUGCACCGAGGAGGUGUUCGGCUACCACCAUCCCAAGACAGAACGGGCCAGGAAGACGCUGGAGCGGCCGCGGUACUUGCGCAUCAGACAGCAAAUUGAGGAAGAGCAACGGCAAGCCCAAGCCGAAAACCAGGACAAUGAAGUGGAGGAUGUGAUGAACAGAAUGGAAAAUGCCGAGCUAACUUGAUCCGGUUUAGAUCUGGACUCCAUCAGUUGGACCGUGACUCAUCACCCAGCUUGACCCCUGUUGAUUUUGGCUGAUUUCUCCAGUACACGUUGCACGGGACUUUGCAAGUUCAAAAGCUAAUUGAUUUUCAUCAAAUCUACAUUGACCCAGUUUGAAUUGGACCAAUCCAGUUCAAAACUUGAUUCAUGGAGUUUCAGCUGACUCGACCCAGUUUUAUCCAGAUUUCUCCAGACUUCACCUUGAUAAAAAAAAUGCUCCAGUAUGAAGUUGAGUGACUCCUUCAGCUUGGCUGAUCCUCUUGUAAGUGUAUUUAGUUUGAGCUGGGUGGAUCUGCUUUGAACUUGACUGAUUAGGUUUGAACCGGAAUGUUCCUGUUUAAACAGUGCCGGAGGAAGCACUGUAUUAUUUUUACAAGUCAUUCUUGUGCAAACCAACAGGUUUUGAUUAUGAUGUGGUUUUCACUGAGCUUGCCAGACUUAAGCAUUUGUAAAUGGGUUUCCAUAAGGUCGGGGCACAAUUUGUGACGGUGUCCAUUGUUACAUGGGUUCCGUAAAAGUAAACAGCUAUUUCCCUGCAUGUAGAUU
Molecule: messenger RNA, 3911 nt
Organism: Acanthaster planci (crown-of-thorns starfish)
Lineage: Eukaryota; Metazoa; Echinodermata; Asteroidea; Valvatida; Acanthasteridae
Product: telomerase protein component 1-like
Cellular component (GO): Cul4-RING E3 ubiquitin ligase complex
Molecular function (GO): protein binding
Source: RefSeq, a predicted model, not a curated record